AGUUAUGGCAGUCGACAAAAUGAAGGCGAUCUCCCUCUUCCUGGCGGCGCUCUGUGGUGUCGCAACGUCAUCGCCGGCGGCUCUUGGGCGGGAGACAGACGGCCGGGGGGGGAGAGCGUGCCCCUGCCAGCUCGAGCCCGCCAGCGACUGGUACCCGGGCUCUGGCGAGGGCAACCUGAAGUGGAACUGCCGGGACCGCCUUCUGCCCAGCGUCCCCACCUCCUGCUGGGCGGACAAUCCCAACGUGACGCAGGUGGACCUGUUCAACCACCACAUCACGACCCUGCGCGCCGGCGACUUCGACGCCCUCCACAACCUCCGCUUCCUCAACGUGUACAAGGGCUGGCUCAGCGCCGUGGAGGCAGGCUCUCUCCGGACGCUCACCACGCUCGAGCACCUUGACCUCGGCUUCGGCUUCCUCACCGAAGUGCCCGAGGAGAUCAGCCACAUGCCCCAGCUGCGCAUCGUGGGCCUCGAGUACAACCAGAUCAAGGAGGUGCCUCGGGAGCUGCUCCUGCCGCUCGCCGACAGCCUCGAGCAGCUCAUCCUCGUGAGGAACGAGGUCGAGGCGGUGCCCGAGCUCGACUUCCUGCCUCGCCUCACGUACCUCGACCUGGAAGCCAACAACAUCAGGAGCCUCCCGAAGAAGCUGCUGGGGGCGCUGAGUGCCCCGUGCGCCCUGUGGAUCAACGACAACCCGCUGAGCGACGUGGCGGCGAGCAUGCUGCUCCCCCUCCCCAACGGCAGCGAGAUCCGGACCAACGCCUCGGUCGUCGUCUGGGCGCAGAACGACGCCGAGAUGUCGUCGAUGUUCGACCGCGACUGGAGGGUCUACGACAAGAACCAGCACGACCUCGACCUGUUCGUCAUGACGCACACCUGCGACGAGCCGCACGACGCCCCGGCGGACUUCAUCCAUCCCUGCGAGGCCGAGUGAGCGUCGGGCUGAGGCAGGCGGCGUGCACUUGGAAUUCUGUCUCCAUCCUCUCUCCACAUAAAUAAAGUCUUCUAAAAAA
Penaeus indicus is the source of this 1016-nucleotide messenger RNA. RefSeq names its product protein slit-like. The transcript has 3 exons. The record is from RefSeq and is a predicted model, not a curated record. The coding region runs from base 5 to 937 and encodes 310 amino acids. Lineage: Eukaryota; Metazoa; Arthropoda; Malacostraca; Decapoda; Penaeidae.